Molecule: messenger RNA, 2136 nt
Organism: Pelodiscus sinensis (Chinese soft-shelled turtle)
Lineage: Eukaryota; Metazoa; Chordata; Testudines; Trionychidae
Gene: VAX1
Product: ventral anterior homeobox 1
Biological process (GO): neuron differentiation; regulation of transcription by RNA polymerase II; central nervous system development
Cellular component (GO): nucleus
Molecular function (GO): DNA-binding transcription factor activity, RNA polymerase II-specific; RNA polymerase II cis-regulatory region sequence-specific DNA binding
Source: RefSeq, a predicted model, not a curated record
UCAUUGUAGCCUAAUCAAUGGUCUUAUUGGAUUACUGGCUGUUGCGGUUCUCAAAGAUAUUGUAGCAGAGACAAUGAAAUAGCCAGGGUAAAACUUUUUUUUUUUUUUUUAUCCUUUAGUAGAUCACGUAGUGGAGAUUUUUCACGAGUUAUCUCUCUCUCCCUCUCUCCCCUCCUGGAUCUAUCUGAACACAAAGCUGGCUUUUUUUUUUCUUUCAAUGAGCAGUCUCUACCAAUAGGUUCAGUGUUUGUGAAGGUGCAGAAUUAGCGCACACACACACACAAAAAGCAAGCCUCUGAACUGAAUUAAGGAGAGGUAGGAGUUUAAGAUGGCUGGCCGUGGAGAGAUGUGUUAAGGAGGAUUUCUGCAGGGCUGAUCCUCGGCUUCCUUGGAUAGCCCCACUUCAAGGGAAAACUUUUUGUGCGGGGAGUGGUUUGUUUGCUUACACUCAAGGCUGCUUUUCUACAACUGCGUUUUCCAGCCUUUUCCUAGCAGUUUUAUUCAGAUUUAUUUGGCGUGCCUGGAGAAAGCCACUCUAUAAUCUGGAGGGUCAAAGGCAGACUGAAGAAAGUUAAUAAUGGCGGCUAAUGGUGCUAACAAUUCAGGGUGAAUCUUGUCAAAAGUUUUUUCUUCCCCCUCCCCUCCUUCUGGAAGUCUGUCUUUUGAUUGUGUGUUUCCUGAAAGCAAGACCAAUCAUUUCAGUUUAUUCACUGGCUAAACUCUACUUGAUUGGGGACAAGCACACAAACCAUCCAUUACGAUCUGAUAUAUUAUCCAAACAAUUUAGUGUAUUCAUGAGGUAACCUAAAUGUGGAGGCUGCAAAAUUACCCGUAAUCAAUUGAAACAGCGAGUGCGCGUCCCUCUGUGUCUAACAACUACAUGUCUCUGUAAUAAGGCAGACAUUAAAUCAUUUUGGAGUUGUACUGUUGAGUACCUGAUCACUGGGGCUCAGGAAAGCUGGACAGUCACAUUAGGAAGCUGGGAUUCGAGGGAGCUGUUCUGUUGGGAUCAGAGUCGACCUUCCUCGCGAGAGGUGCUUUACAGAUUCCCACCGAUCUGACCGCAGGCUGUGCAAUAUCCAACCUAGACUUUCUUUUCUUUUCUUCUUUUUUUUUUUAUUGCACUACAUGUUUGGGAAACAAGACAAAAUGGACGUUAGAUGCAAUUCAGAGGCUGAAGCUAACCGGGUCUCGAAGAACGGACAUAAAGAGGGCAAGGAAAGCAAAGGGUCUGAAGGAAAUAUUUCUACUUCUUUUUUGAAGGAUCAGCAAGGGACUUAUUCUGCCUCUGCGGUUUCGGAAGAUUGUAAUAAAAGUAAAUCUAGUUCUGCAGACCCGGACUAUUGCAGGAGGAUCCUAGUUAGAGAUGCCAAAGGUUCAAUAAGAGAGAUUAUUCUGCCUAAAGGACUUGAUUUGGACCGCCCCAAACGGACCCGAACGUCCUUCACGGCGGAGCAGCUGUACCGGCUGGAGAUGGAGUUCCAGAGGUGCCAGUACGUGGUGGGACGGGAAAGGACCGAACUCGCUCGGCAGCUCAAUCUUUCGGAAACUCAGGUAAAGGUCUGGUUCCAGAACAGGCGCACGAAACAGAAAAAGGACCAAGGCAAGGACUCGGAGCUGAGGUCCGUGGUGUCCGAGACCGCCGCCACCUGCAGCGUCCUGCGGCUCCUGGAGCAAGGCCGGCUGCUGUCCCCGCCCGGCCUGCCCGGCCUCCUGCCCCCCUGUGCCACCAGCGCCUUGGGCUCCGCGCUGCGGGCCCCCAGCCUCACCAUCGGCACCACGGGCACCACCGGCUCGGGGCCCGCGGGCGGCUCCCCGCACCCCCCCGCGCCGAGCAGCGCGGCCGGCCCCCCCCAGGCUGCGGGACUCCACGCCUCGCCCAGCGCCGGCCACAACCUCUUCAGCCUGCCGGUGCCCACUCUCCUGGGCUCGGUGGCCAGCCGGCUGUCCUCCAAUCCCUUGACAAUGGCCGGCUCCUUGGCAGGAAACUUGCAGGAACUGUCCGCCAGGUACCUGAGCUCCUCUGCCUUCGAGCCCUACUCCAGGACCAACAAUAAAGAAGGCGCUGAGAAAAAAGCCCUGGACGGACUCUAAGUAACGCUCUGUAUUUCUAUUUAUAGUAUCUAUUUGUGGCGA